AUGCCUGAAAUCAAAGACUUUGCUGAUUAUUACCAUAUAAUAAUAGCUUGUUUGACAGCUGGAAUAAUAGUCGGAAUUACCACAUUUUAUCUAUUGGCAAAAACUGUGAUCGAUUAUUUGAACACUUUAAAUAGUCGAAUCGAGAACUUGGAGUAAGUCAAAAUCUAUCUAUUUUCAUUUAUUCAUAAAUAAUUUCAAGAAACGAGGUCAUCGAAUUGCAAACAAUCUGUGGACAAGAGGAACAAGAGACAUCUGAGUGA
Caenorhabditis angaria is the source of this 260-nucleotide messenger RNA. The record is from the annotation of a GenBank genome assembly. Lineage: Eukaryota; Metazoa; Nematoda; Chromadorea; Rhabditida; Rhabditidae.